AUGGCCAAUAUUCCUAUCGGGGAAGUGCUCACCUUCCUGUGGAAUUUGAUCAAAGAACCUGUGGAUUAUAUUGGUUAUGAACAAAAUCUUCGCACCUUGGAAAUGAAGAUGGAUGAGUUGGUGCAUCUGAAGACCGACCUGACAGGGAAGGUGCAAAUGGCCGAGGCGCACGGCAUGCUACAUCAAGUGACAGGGUGGGUUUCAAGGGUUGAAGGUAUGAAAACUGAAGUUGAUGAAUUGACAGAUCAAGCCUCACAAGAGAUUCAGAAGAACUGCUUUGGAACCUGCUGUCCCAAGAAUUGCUGGUCCAGAUACAAGAUAGGGAAGAAAAUUGAUGAGAAGCUGAGAGUUGUGAUUGAUCAGUAUACCAAAGGAGAAGGGUACUUCAACUCGGUGCCUCCUCCUGUGGAAUCAUUUGAAAAGGUUAUGAGUUGCCUAUGUGAAAGAGAGAAGUCGACUAUUGGCAUAUAUGGACCAGGAGGUGUAGGCAAGACUGCUCUCUUGACUCAAGUCGGCAACAGCUUGCUCAAUUCACGGCUCCAAUUCGAUUUCGUUAUAUGGGUAGUGGCAUCUCAGGAUCCUGACGGUGAAAGAAUCCAAGGUGACAUUGGUAAGGAAAUAGGAUUUCUUGAAGAUAGAUGGAAGGGUAAAAGUUUUCAAGAGAAAGCUGUGGAGGUCUCUGAUGUUCUGAGCCAAAAGAAGUUCGUGUUGCUGCUGGAUGAUUUAUGGAAGCCAGUUGAUCUAGCUGAAGUGGGAGUUCCUUCCAGAGAAAAUGGCUCCAAGCUAGUAUUCUCCACUCGUUCAGAGGAGUUGUGCAAUGCCAUGGGAGCGGAAGAGAAAAUACGAGUGGGUGGUUUGACAUGGGAGAAAGCUUGGAAGUUGUUUCAAGAGAAGGUCGGGGAAGACACGCUUAACAUUCAUCCGGACAUCCCUAAGCUAGCAGAAACUAUUGCCAAAAUGUGCAACGGUCUGCCACUUGCAAUUAUAACUGUUGGCCGGGCGAUGGCUUUCAGAAAGACACUCCCUGAAUGGCACCGUUCGAUCGAGGCCUUAAGCAAGGCCACCGCAGAAUUUUCAGGUACCUCGCAUCAGGACUUAGCGCUGCUGAAGUUUGGUUAUGAUAGUCUUCGCAGUGACAAGGUUAGAUCUUGUUUCUUGUAUUGUGCUUUGUUCCCAGAAGAUUUUCGCAUAAAUAAGUCAUACCUGAUUGAUUAUUGGAUUGGGGAGGGAUUCUUGCGUGAAUAUAAUGAUGUACAUGAGGCUCGAACUGAAGGUUACAACAUCAUUGACAAUCUUACACAAGCUAGCUUGCUGGAAGAUGAAGGUAGAGAUGUGAAAAUGCAUGACAUGCUUCGCGAUAUGGCUCUGUGGAUAGCAAGUGAUUUCCAGAAGGAGAAGCCUGAGCAUUUGGUCGGGGCCGGGACUCAGUUACCUGAAGCACCAGAGGUUGGAAAAUGGGAAGGGGUGAGAAGGGUGUCUCUGAUGGUUAAUCGCAUUCAGAAUCUAUCAAAAGCACCUAGAUGCAAUGAUCUGGUAACUUUGUUUCUCGGAAAAAAUAAUUUGAAGAUGAUUACUCAUGCUUUCUUUCAACUCAUGCCUUCUCUAAAAGUCCUAGACCUGUCCGAAAAUAGAGAAAUAACUGAAUUGCCGUCAGGAAUUUUGAAGUUAGUUUCACUGCAGUAUCUCAAUCUAUCAAGGACAGGAAUACGACAGCUGCCAGUCGAGCUGAAGAACUUGGUGAAGCUAAAAUGUUUGAACUUGGAGCAUACUUACGAACUUCGCACGAUUCCGAUAAAAGUGAUAUCUAACUUCUCAAGCUUGAUAGUGUUGAGAAUGAUUCAUUGCGCUUCUUCCGAUAGAGUUGUCGGAGAUGGUAUUCAGACUGGCGGACCUGGAUCCUUGGCAAAAGAUUUGCAGUGCCUGAGGCAUUUGAAUCUGUUGACGAUCACCAUAAGAAGCGAGUUCUCUCUGCGAGAAUUUGCAAGCUUCAACAUGUUCCAGACCUCCACCCAAGCAUUGUCCCUCCAUCAGUUUCAGUACUCGAGGUCACUUGACAUAUCAUUUCUAGAAGGUAUGAACUGUCUAGAUGACCUUGAAUUCAUUGAUUGCAAUAACUUGGAAGACCUGAAGAUCGACAACUCAUUGAUCGCGACCGAACGAAGCUUCAACAGCCUCCGGCGAGUGUCUAUUGUCAAUUGCUCAAAAUUGGAGGACUUGACAUGGCUAACUCUUGCUCCAAACAUUGAGUUUCUUAUGAUAUCAAGAUGUUCUAACAUGGAGGAGAUCAUUCGACAGGAGAAAUCGGGUCAAAAGAAUCUCAAAGUGUUCGAAAAACUCGAAGUUCUUCGAUUAGUUUCGCUACUGAAAUUAAAGGUCAUCUAUCCUCAUGCCCUGCCUUUUCCAUCUCUGAAGGAAAUCUUUGUUGAUGGUUGCUCCAAUCUGAAGAAGCUUCCACUUAACUCUAACAGUGCAAGUGGACAUAGAAUUGUCAUCCAGGGGUGGGAAGAUUGGUGGAAAAGGCUAGAAUGGGAGGAUGAAGCUACUCAACAUACUUUUCUUCACUCUUUCAAAGGCUGCUUGUACUAA
Molecule: messenger RNA, 2586 nt
Organism: Dovyalis caffra
Lineage: Eukaryota; Viridiplantae; Streptophyta; Magnoliopsida; Malpighiales; Salicaceae
Source: the annotation of a GenBank genome assembly